Molecule: messenger RNA, 1349 nt
Organism: Capsicum annuum
Lineage: Eukaryota; Viridiplantae; Streptophyta; Magnoliopsida; Solanales; Solanaceae
Exons: 5
Coding region: 156-878 (240 amino acids)
Biological process (GO): reticulophagy; autophagy of mitochondrion; autophagosome assembly
Cellular component (GO): extrinsic component of membrane; phagophore assembly site
Molecular function (GO): phosphatidylinositol-3-phosphate binding
Source: RefSeq, a predicted model, not a curated record
AUAAAAUUAUAUGAAAUGCGAGGGUUAAAAAUUCAUUGCUAAAAUUUAUAUAUUUGCUGGAUGUCUCCAUCAUAAGUAGAUUUUGUUAAUUGGAAACCCUAAAUCUCUGCUGUUUGUGAAUUGAAUUGAACUGUGAGAAUAAUUUUUUUGGUAGAAUGUUUUCGUGGAAUUUAGCGAGGUCUGCGGAGACGUUGUUCUCGCGUUGGGCAAUUAAAAGUUUUUGUAAUUUUUUGUUGAAGAAGAAAUUGGGGAAAUUUAUACUUGGUGUUAUUGAUCCUAAUCAGCUCGUUGUUCAGCUUAGUGCUGGUACAAUUCAGCUGUCUAAUCUUGCUCUCAAUGUUGAUUAUCUCAAUCAAAAGGUUGUUUUGUUCACCAACUUAAGAUGUGAUUUUAUGUUCAUUGAGCUGGACUCCGAGGAUAUGGGAUGCUUUGUUUCGAUGCCACAGGAGACUGGUGGGAAUAAAAGGCCAGGAAACAUUGGCAAGGUGUCUGUAUUUGUUCUAGGAUUGCGUAUUCCUAAGCCAGUUGAUUUCUCUCUUGCACUUGGUGAUCACUUGUCGAAAACCCUGGUGGAGUGCCUUUCCGUUCUCAGAACCAGAAUAGUCAUUAUGGCAGGGCAGGAAGCUCCCACAAUUACAAGGUCAAGAAGGAAAGUUGCUACUCAGCAUGGCUCUAGAAGAUUAUUUGCCUGUUCUUUUGGGACUAGUUACGAUGGUAGCAUAUUACAGCAUAAAGUGCAAUUUAUUUGGGUCAAUCAAGAGGAUGAUGCAGAGGUCAAACUAGAAAUAUGUUUUCCUUUUUGCUUUCUUUUCAUGUUAACUGUUCUAUUUGUUUUUUCCACUAUGAGGGAGAAUUAUAUUAUUUGUCAAAAAAUUUAGGAACUGCAAUGUUUAGUGCUUGGUAUGAAGUACUGUCCAUUUUGCACUUGAUGGCAACGCUAUCGUUAUCACUAGCUAAGUUGCUGUUUCUUCCUAGAACAUCUCUUGAUGGUUAUUCCCCAAAGGUAUCUGAAGGUGGGUGUUUUCCCCAUGUUUAACGUUGCAGAUCUCGUAAAUGUCUUGACGUGUUCUUUUAAUUUAUAACACUUGUUUCUUGGUAAAGCCUCUAAAUUGAUCUUUCUAUUUCCUCGUUUUGAUCUUUCUAUUUCCUACUGGAUAUCUUGAUUGUGCGGUUCGAAAUGUUCUUCCCCAGUUACGGCCGAACAAAGGUUUUUAUACUAACGUAAUUCCAAUCCAUGGCCUGCCAGGAGUUAGAUUUUCACUAUUAUUUGCUUUGUAUUUAGGAGAAAUCUUCCAGUAGACCUCGCUGAAGGAGUUCUGCGAGCAUUGUGCCUCCAAGCACUAGGGCAG